Messenger RNA from Scatophagus argus, 2470 nucleotides. RefSeq names its product matrilin-2-like. NCBI's taxonomy places the organism in Eukaryota, Metazoa, Chordata, Actinopteri, Scatophagidae. The transcript has 14 exons. Gene Ontology annotation, molecular function: calcium ion binding. The coding region runs from base 1 to 2295 and encodes 764 amino acids. The record is from RefSeq and is a predicted model, not a curated record.
AUGAGGUGCCUGGCCCUCUGCCUCUUCAGCCUGUUGUGCUGUAAUGCAGUUCAACUGGAAAAACGUCGUCCCAGACCGAUUGCAGUCAGGGGGCGAAAUGAGACAACUGCCCAAACAAAAGCAAUGGAGAACUCUUGCAAAGCCAUCCCACUGGAUUUUGUCUUUGUCAUCGACAGCUCUCGAAGCAUCCGUCCCCACGACUACGAGAAGGUCAAGACCUUCAUUAUCAACCUGCUCCAGUUCCUGGAGAUCGGUUCUGAUGCCACUAGGGUUGGCCUGCUCCAGUACACUCUCGGAAAAAAUGUGUAUGGCAGUGUGGUCCAGCCCGAGUUCUCCCUCAAUACUUACAUCACCAAGGCUGAGGUGGAGCAGGCGGUGAAGAACAUGAAGCACCUCGCCACAGGAACAAUGACGGGCCUUGCCAUCCAGUACGUCAUGGAGACAUCUUUCACUGAGGAACAUGGAGCACGACCAGCACACCUGCACAUCCCACGAAUUGCUAUGGUUGUGACCGAUGGGCGACCUCAGGACACGGUGGAGGAGAUUGCAGCUCAGGCGAGACAGGCUGGCAUCCAGAUUUUCGCUAUUGGAGUGGGCAGGGUGGAUAUGAACACUCUGAAGACCAUAGGGAGUGAACCACAUUCUGAGCAUGUGCACUUGGUGGCCAACUUUAGUCAAAUAGAAACCCUCAUCUCGGUAUUCCAGUCCAAACUGUGUGGAGGUUCAGAGAUGUGUGAGGUGGUGGACCAUCAGUGCCAGCACAUCUGUGUGAGCAGCCCUGCCUCAUACAGAUGCAAGUGUAGGGAAGGCUUCACCCUCAAUCCUGAUGGCAAGACAUGUCGAGCUGAGGAUAUGUGUGCUGAGGUGGAUCAUGGCUGUCAACACAUCUGUGUCAACAUCCCUGAUGGCUACGAGUGCCUCUGUCGUCCAGGAUAUCAGCUCAACAUAGACCUGAAGACAUGCAACAGAAUAGACUACUGUGACCUGGGGAAUCAUGGCUGUGAGCAUGACUGUGUCAGCAUUCCAGAGUCCUACCUCUGCAGGUGUAAGAAGGGCUAUGUCCUCAAUGUGGACCGCAAGACCUGCAGCAAGAUUGACCACUGUGCUGAUGACACCCAUGGGUGUGAACAGGAGUUCAUGAACACAGAAGACUCCUGUGUGUGUAAAUGCAGAAAAGGCUUUACACUCAGGCCUGAUGGGAAAACAUGCCAGAGGAUUGAUCACUGUGCUGAUGGCACCCAUGGGUGUGAACAGGAGUUUGUGAAUACAGAGGAUGCUUGUGUAUGUAAGUGCCGGAAAGGCUACACUCUCAGACCUGAUGGGAAAACUUGCAAGAGGAUAGACCAUUGUGCUGAUGGGAAACAUGGCUGUGAGCAGGAGUUUGUGAAUACGGAGGAUUCAUGUGUGUGUAAAUGCAGAAAUGGAUUUGCACUCCGACCUGAUGGAAAAACAUGUCAGAGUCUGGAUCUGUGUCAGACGGUGGACCAUGGCUGUGAACACCAGUGUGUCAGCACCACCGAGUCCUACAUCUGCAGGUGUUUUGAAGGAUUCACGUUGGCUGAAGAUGGAAAGAGCUGCAAAAAGCCAGAGUGUGGCGAUGGAGUCAUGGAUCUGGUUUUUGUUAUUGAUGGUUCUAAGAGUCUGGGCCCUGCCAACUUUGAGCUGGUCAAGCAGUUUGUUAACAGCAUUGUGGACUCGCUGGACAUUUCCAGGACAGGCACGCAUGUUGGCCUUCUUCAGUACUCCACCAAAGUGCGUGCAGAGUUCUCCCUGGGCCAGUACACCACAGCCCAGGGCAUCAAACAGGCCGUGUCCCGAAUGCAAUACAUGGGGAGAGGCUCCAUGACUGGCUCAGCCUUACGUCACAUGUUUGAGUUCAGCUUCUCAGCUAAAGAGGGAGCCAGGCCAAACAUCCCACGUGUCAGCAUUGUGUUUACCGAUGGGAGAUCACAGGAUGAUGUGUCCGAAUGGGCUAGUAAAGCAAAGAACUCUGGGGUCACGAUAUACGCUCUGGGUGUCGGCAAAGCCAUUGAACAGGAGCUGAGAGAAAUAGCUUCAGAGCCCGAUGAGAAGCACCUUUAUUAUGCUAAAGAUUUUAAGAACAUGGCAGAAAUUACAAAGAAGCUCAAGUCCAGGAUGUGCACAGACAAACCCUCUGAUGAAAACAUGUGCCAGUGUGAGAACGUGAUAAUGUUUCAAAACCAGGUCACUGAGAAGCUGAAGAACCUCAUGCAGAAUAUUGAAGCCAUGUCAAAGAAGCUGGAGACACUCGAGAAUCAACUUGUGCUCAAAUAAAAGGACAAGACCCCCCGUCCCCAUCCCCGUCCCCGUCCCAGCCUAUAGUGUAACACUCAGAGGAUCCUUUUAAUCCUGCUUGACAGGCUACUCUCAAGCAUAUGCAAAUGUAAUGCUUUCUACUGAAGCUAUUUAUACACUUUUGUAUACAACAUAAUGUAUUGUUUUCUGUAAG